CGCGCUUCUUUGGGCGGCGGCGCUUGGCCAUGUCGUGUCGGGGAAGGUAAUGAGCCGCAGAGCCCCGGGGUCUCGGCUGAGCAGCGGCGGCGGCGGCGGCACCAAGUACCCACGGAGCUGGAAUGACUGGCAACCCAGAUUGACUUGAUGCAAAACAUCACAAAGGCUCCAUAUUAUACAGUAUGCGAUUUUUGAGAACUGACAGUGCAUCAGCCGACCCAGAUACAUUAAAAUAUUCUUCAUCCAGAGAUAGGGGUGGGCCUUCUUCUUAUGGACUGCAACCUUCCAAUUCAGCUGUGGUGUCUCGGCAAAGGCAUGAUGAUACCAGAGUUCACACUGACAUUCAGAAUGACGAAAAGGGUGGCUACAGUGUCAAUGGAGGAUCUGGGGAAAAUACUUAUGGUCGGAAGUCGUUGGGGCAAGAGCUGAGAGUUAACAAUGUGACCAGCCCUGAGUUCACCAGUAUUCAGCAUGGCAGUCGUGCAUUAGCCAUCAAAGACAUGAGGAAAUCACAGGAGCGAUCGAUGUCUUAUUCCGAUGAGUCUCGACUGUCGAAUCUUCUUCGGAGGAUCACCCGGGAAGACGACAGAGACCGAAGACUGGCUACUGUAAAGCAGUUGAAAGAAUUUAUUCAGCAACCAGAAAAUAAGUUGGUACUAGUUAAACAAUUGGAUAAUAUCUUGGCUGCUGUACAUGAUGUGCUUAAUGAAAGUAGCAAAUUGCUUCAGGAGUUGAGACAGGAGGGAGCUUGCUGUCUUGGCCUUCUUUGUGCUUCUCUGAGCUAUGAGGCUGAGAAGAUCUUCAAAUGGAUUUUUAGCAAAUUUAGCUCAUCUACAAAAGAUGAAGUUAAACUCCUCUACUUAUGUGCCACCUACAAAGCAUUAGAGACUGUAGGAGAAAAGAAAGCCUUUUCAUCUGUAAUGCAGCUUGUAAUGACCAGCCUACAGUCCAUUCUUGAAAACGUGGAUACACCAGAAUUACUUUGCAAAUGUGUCAAGUGCAUUCUUUUGGUGGCUCGAUGUUACCCUCAUAUUUUCAGCACUAAUUUUAGGGAUACAGUUGAUAUAUUAGUUGGAUGGCAUAUAGAUCAUACUCAGAAACCUUCGCUUACACAGCAGGUGUCUGGAUGGUUGCAGAGUUUAGAGCCGUUUUGGGUGGCUGAUCUUGCAUUUUCUACCACCCUUCUUGGUCAGUUUCUAGAGGAUAUGGAGGCAUAUGCUGAGGACCUCAGCCAUGUGGCCUCUGGGGAGUCGGUGGAUGAAGAUGUUCCUCCUCCGUCUGUGUCCUUACCAAAGCUGGCAGCUCUUCUCCGGGUGUUCAGUACUGUAGUGAGGAGCAUUGGGGAACGCUUCAGCCCAAUUAGAGGUCCUCCAAUUACUGAGGCAUAUGUAACAGAUGUUCUGUACAGAGUAAUGAGAUGUGUGACGGCUGCAAACCAAGUGUUUUUUUCUGAGGCUGUGUUGACAGCUGCUAAUGAGUGUGUUGGUGUUUUGCUCGGCAGCUUGGAUCCUAGCAUGACUAUACAUUGUGACAUGGUCAUUACAUAUGGAUUAGAUCAACUGGAGAAUUGCCAGACAUGCGGUACAGAUUAUAUCAUCUCAGUCUUGAAUUUACUCACAUUGAUUGUUGAACAGAUAAAUACAAAACUGCCAUCGUCAUUUGUAGAAAAACUGUUUAUACCAUCAUCUAAACUACUAUUUUUGCGUUAUCAUAAAGAAAAGGAGGUUGUUGCAGUAGCCCAUGCUGUUUAUCAAGCAGUGCUCAGCCUGAAGAACAUUCCUGUUUUGGAGACUGCCUAUAAAUUAAUUCUGGGGGAAAUGACUUGUGCCCUAAACAAUCUGCUACAUAGUCUACAACUUCCUGAUGCCUGUUCUGAAAUAAAACAUGAGGCUUUUAAAAAUCAUGUAUUCAAUGUAGACAAUGCCAAAUUUGUAGUUAUAUUUGACCUCAGUGCCCUGACUACAAUUGGAAAUGCCAAAAACUCGCUAAUUGGGAUGUGGGCACUGUCUCCAACUGUCUUUGCCCUCCUGAGUAAGAAUCUGAUGAUUGUGCACGGUGACUUGGCUGUUCACUUCCCUGCCAUUCAGUAUGCAGUGCUCUACACGUUGUAUUCUCAUUGUACCAGGCACGAUCACUUUAUAUCUAGUAGUCUUAGUUCUUCGUCCCCGUCUUUGUUUGAUGGAGCUGUGAUUAGUACUGUAACUACAGCUACAAAAAAACAUUUCUCAAUUAUAUUAAAUCUCCUGGGAAUAUUGCUUAAGAAAGAUAAUCUUAACCAGGACACAAGGAAACUGUUAAUGACGUGGGCUUUGGAAGUGGCUGUUUUAAUGAAGAAGUCUGAAACAUAUGCACCUUUAUUCUCUCUUCCAUCUUUCCAUAAAUUUUGUAAAGGCCUUUUAGCCAACACUCUUGUUGAAGACGUGAAUAUCUGUCUGCAAGCCUGCAGCAGUCUACAUGCUUUGUCGUCUUCCUUGCCAGAUGAUCUUCUACAGCGGUGUGUUGAUGUUUGCCGUGUUCAGCUUGUCCACAGUGGAACUCGCAUUCGACAAGCAUUUGGAAAGCUGUUGAAGUCAAUUCCUUUAGAUGUUGUCUUGAGCAAUAACAAUCACACAGAAAUUCAAGAAAUUUCUCUAGCAUUAAGAAGUCACAUGAGUAAAGCACCGAGUAACACAUUUCACCCACAAGAUUUCUCUGAUGUUAUUAGUUUUAUUUUAUAUGGGAAUUCUCAUAGAACAGGGAAGGACAAUUGGUUAGAAAGAUUGUUCUAUAGCUGCCAGAGACUGGAUAAGCGUGACCAAUCAACAAUUCCCCGAAAUCUUCUAAAGACAGAUGCCGUCCUUUGGCAGUGGGCUAUUUGGGAAGCAGCACAGUUCACUGUGCUUUCUAAGUUGAGAACCCCACUGGGCAGAGCUCAGGAUACGUUCCAGACAAUUGAAGGUAUCAUUAGAAGUCUCGCGGCUCACACGUUAAACCCCGAUCAAGAUGUUAGUCAAUGGACAACUGCAGACAAUGAUGAAGGCCACAGUAGCAACCAGCUUAGACUUGUUCUUCUUCUGCAGUAUCUGGAAAAUCUGGAGAAGUUAAUGUAUAAUGCAUAUGAGGGGUGCGCUAAUGCAUUAACGUCACCUCCCAAGGUCAUUAGGACUUUUUUCUAUACCAAUCGCCAAACUUGUCAAGACUGGCUGACGCGGAUCCGACUCUCCAUUAUGAGGGUUGGGUUGUUGGCAGGCCAGCCUGCUGUGACAGUGAGGCAUGGCUUUGACUUGCUUACAGAAAUGAAGACAAAUCUAUCUCAGGGGAAUGAAUUGGAAGUAACCAUCAUGAUGGUGGUAGAAGCUCUGUGUGAGCUGCAUUGUCCUGAAGCCAUACAGGGAAUUGCUGUCUGGUCAUCCUCCAUUGCUGGCAAGAAUCUUCUCUGGAUUAAUUCAGUGGCCCAGCAGGCAGAAGGGAGGUUUGAAAAGGCCUCUGUGGAGUACCAGGAGCACCUGUGUGCCAUGACAGGUGUUGAUUGCUGCGUCUCCAGCUUUGACAAAUCCGUUCUCACGUUGGCCAAUGCUGGGCGUAACAGUGCCAGCCCCAAACAUUCUCUGAAUGGUGAAUCCAGGAAAACUGUGCUAUCCAAAUCAACGGACUCUUCCCCUGAGGUUAUAAAUUAUUUGGGAAAUAAAGCAUGUGAGUGUUACAUUUCCAUUGCGGACUGGGCUGCCGUGCAGGACUGGCAGAAUGCUAUCCACGACCUGAAAAAGAGUACCAGCAGCACUUCUCUCAACCUAAAGGCUGAUUUCAACUACAUAAAAUCACUAAGCAGUUUUGAAUCUGGAGAAUUUGUUGAAUGUACUGAGCAGUUAGAACUGUUACCAGGAGAAAAUGUCAAUCUACUUGCUGGAGGAUCAAAAGAGAAAAUAGAUAUGAAAAAACUGCUUCCUAACAUGUUAAGCCCAGAUCCAAAGGAACUUCAGAAAUCGAUUGAGGUUCAGUUGUUGCGAAGUUCUGUUUGUUUGGCAACUGCUUUAAACCAUAUAGAACAAGACCAGAAGUGGCAGUCCAUAACUGAAAAUGUGGUAAAGUACUUGAAGCAAACCUCCCGCAUAGCUAUUGGACCUCUGAGACUUUCUACUUUAACGGUUUCACAGUCUCUGCCAGUUCUAAGUACCUUACAGCUGUAUUGCUCUUCUGCUCUGGAGAACACAGUUUCUAACAGACUUUCAACAGAGGAUUGUCUUAUUCCACUCUUCAGUGAAGCUCUGCGUUCAUGUAAACAGCAUGAUGUGAGGCCGUGGAUGCAGGCCUUAAGAUAUACCAUGUACCAGAGUCAGUUGUUGGAGAAGAUAAAAGAACAAACAGUUCCAAUUAGAAGCCAUCUGAUGGAAUUAGGUCUAACAGCAGCAAAAUUUGCUAGAAAACGAGGGAAUGUGUCACUUGCAACAAGACUGCUGGCACAGUGUAGUGAGGUUCAGCUGGGAAAGACUACCACUGCUCAGGAUUUAGUCCAGCAUUUUAAAAAACUAUCAACUCAAGGUCAAGUGGAUGAAAAAUGGGGGCCUGAACUUGACAUUGAAAAAACCAAAUUGCUGUAUACAGCAGGCCAGUCAACACACGCAAUGGAAAUGUUGAGUUCUUGUGCCAUAUCUUUCUGCAAGUCUGCCAAAGCUGAAUAUGCGGUUGCCAAGUCCAUUCUGACACUAGCCAAAUGGAUCCAGGCAGAAUGGAAAGAAAUUUCAGGGCAGCUGAAACAGGUUUAUAGAGCUCAGCAACAGCAAAACUUCACAGGUCUUUCUACUUUGUCUAAAAACAUACUCGCUUUAAUAGAACUGCCAUCUGUUAAUACGAUGGAAGAAGAAUAUCCUCGGAUAGAGAGCGAAUCUACAGUGCAUAUUGGAGUUGGAGAGCCUGACUUCAUUUUGGGACAGUUGUAUCACCUGUCAUCAGUACAGGCACCUGAAGUAGCCAAAUCCUGGGCAGCAUUGGCUAGUUGGGCUUAUAGGUGGGGCAGAAAGGUAGUUGACAAUGCCAGUCAGGGAGAAGGUGUUCGUCUGCUGCCUAGAGAAAAAUCUGAAGUUCAGAAUCUGCUUCCAGACACUAUAACUGAGGAAGAAAAAGAGAGGAUUUAUGGUAUUCUCGGACAGGCUGUCUGUCGGCCAGCGGGGAUUCAGGAUGAAGAUAUAACGCUUCAGAUAACAGAAGGUGAAGAUAACGAGGAAGACGACAUGGUUGAUGUUAUCUGGCGUCAGUUAAUAUCCAGCUGCCCGUGGCUUUCAGAACUUGAUGAAAGUGCAACAGAAGGAGUUAUUAAAGUGUGGAGGAAAGUUGUAGAUCGAAUCUUCAGCCUGUACAAGCUGUCUUGCAGUGCAUAUUUUACCUUCCUUAAACUCAACGCUGGGCAGAUUCCCUUAGAUGAAGACGACCCUAGGCUACAUUUAAGUCACAGAGCAGAGCAGAGCACUGAUGAUGUGAUUGUGAUGGCCACCCUGCGCCUGCUCAGAUUGCUCGUGAAACAUGCCGGCGAGCUUAGGCAGUAUCUGGAACGUGGCUUGGAAACAACACCUACUGCUCCAUGGAGAGGAAUUAUUCCACAGCUUUUCUCACGCUUAAACCAUCCUGAAGUAUAUGUGCGCCAGAGUAUUUGUAACCUCCUCUGCCGAGUGGCUCAAGAUUCCCCACAUCUCAUACUGUACCCUGCAAUAGUGGGCACCAUAUCACUUAGUACUGAAUCACAGGCUUCAGGAAAUAAGUUUUCCUCUGCAAUUCCAACUUUACUUGGCAAUAUUCAAGGAGAAGAAUUGCUGGUUUCUGAAUGUGAGGGAGGAAGUCCUCCUGCCUCUCAGGAUAGCAACAAGGAUGAACCUAAAAGUGGAUUAAAUGAAGACCAGGCCAUGAUGCAGGAUUGCUACAGCAAAAUUGUCGAUAAACUGUCCUCUGCAAACCCAACCAUGGUGUUACAGGUUCAGAUGCUUGUGGCUGAGCUGCGCAGGGUCACUGUUCUCUGGGAUGAGCUCUGGUUGGGAGUUCUGUUACAGCAACAUAUGUAUGUCCUGAGACGAAUCCAGCAGCUGGAAGAUGAGGUGAAGAGAGUCCAGAACAACAACACCUUACGCAAAGAAGAGAAAAUUGCUAUCAUGCGGGAAAAGCACACGGCUUUGAUGAAGCCCAUUGUGUUCUCUUUGGAGCAUGUGAGGAGCAUCACCGCGGCCCCUGCGGAGACACCUCAUGAAAAGUGGUUUCAGGAUAACUAUGGUGAAGCAAUUGAAAAUGCUCUUGAAAAACUGAAGACACCCUCCAAUCCCGCAAAGCCUGGAAGCAGCUGGAUUCCCUUUAAAGAGAUAAUGCUGAGUUUGCAACAGAGAGCACAGAAACGUGCAAGUUACAUCUUGCGUCUUGAAGAAAUCAGCCCCUGGCUGGCUGCCAUGACUAACACUGAAAUUGCUCUUCCUGGAGAGGUGUCAGCUAGAGACACUGUCACAAUCCACAGUGUGGGCGGAACCAUCACCAUCUUACCUACCAAAACCAAGCCAAAGAAACUUCUCUUUCUGGGGUCAGAUGGGAAAAGCUAUCCUUACCUUUUCAAAGGAUUGGAAGAUUUACAUCUGGAUGAGAGAAUAAUGCAAUUCCUGUCUAUUGUGAAUACCAUGUUUGCUACAAUCAAUCGCCAGGAAACGCCCCGUUUCCAUGCCCGACACUAUUCUGUAACACCGCUAGGAACACGAUCAGGACUAAUCCAGUGGGUGGAUGGAGCCACACCUUUAUUUGGUCUUUACAAACGAUGGCAACAACGGGAGGCCGCCUUACAAGCACAGAAGGCCCAAGAUUCCUACCAAACUCCUCAGAAUCCAGGAAUUGUACCUCGUCCUAGUGAACUUUAUUAUAGUAAAAUUGGCCCUGCUUUAAAAGCAGUUGGACUUAGUUUGGAUGUGUCCCGACGAGAUUGGCCUCUUCAUGUAAUGAAGGCGGUAUUAGAAGAGUUAAUGGAGGCCACCCCCCCAAAUCUCCUUGCUAAAGAGCUUUGGUCAUCUUGUACCACCCCUGACGAAUGGUGGAGAGUCACACAGUCUUACGCCAGAUCUACUGCAGUCAUGUCGAUGGUCGGAUACAUAAUUGGCCUUGGAGACAGACAUCUGGAUAACGUUCUCAUAGAUAUGACGACUGGAGAGGUGGUUCACAUAGACUACAACGUUUGCUUCGAAAAAGGUAAAAGCCUUAGAGUUCCUGAGAAGGUCCCUUUCCGAAUGACACAGAACAUUGAAACGGCACUGGGUGUAACUGGAGUAGAAGGUGUUUUUAGGCUUUCAUGCGAGCAGGUUCUACACAUUAUGCGGCGUGGCAGAGAGACUCUGCUGACUUUGCUGGAGGCCUUUGUGUAUGACCCUCUGGUGGACUGGACGGCUGGGGGCGAGGCCGGGUUUGCUGGCGCUGUGUACGGUGGAGGCGGCCAGCAGGCCGAGAGCAAGCAGAGCAAGAGAGAGAUGGAGCGAGAGAUCACCCGCAGCCUCUUUUCUUCCAGAGUAGCUGAAAUUAAGGUGAACUGGUUUAAGAACAGGGAUGAGAUGCUGGUUGUGCUUCCCAAGCUGGACAGCAGCUUAGAUGAAUACCUAAGUUUGCAGGAGCAACUGACAGAUGUGGAAAAACUACAGGGCAAACUGCUAGAAGAAAUAGAGUUUCUAGAAGGAGCGGAAGGAGUGGACCAUCCUUCUCACACUCUGCAACACAGGUAUUCUGAACACACUCAACUACAGACUCAGCAAAGGGCUGUUCAGGAAGCAAUCCAGGUGAAGCUCAAUGAAUUUGAACAGUGGAUAACACAUUAUCAGGCUGCGUUCAGUAAUUUAGAAGCAACACAGCUUGCAAGUUUGCUUCAGGAGAUCAGCACACAAAUGGACCUUGGUCCUCCGAGCUAUGUGCCAGCGACAGCCUUUCUACAGAAUGCCGGCCAGGCCCACUUGAUCAGCCAGUGCGAGCAGCUGGAGGGGGAGGUGGGUGCCCUUCUCCAGCAGCGGCGCUCCGUGCUCCGGGGCUGCCUGGAGCAGCUGCAUCACUAUGCGACCGUGGCUCUGCAGUACCCCAAGGCCAUAUUUCAGAAACAUCGGAUUGAACAGUGGAAGACCUGGAUGGAAGAGCUCAUCUGUAACAUCACAGUAGAGCGCUGUCAAGAGCUCUACAGGAAAUACGAAAUGCAGUAUGCCCCCCAGCCCCCCCCAACAGUGUGUCAGUUCAUCACUGCCACCGAAAUGACUCUGCAGCGGUAUGCAGCCGACAUCAACAGCAGGCUUAUUAGGCAAGUGGAACGCUUGAAACAGGAAGCUGUCACUGUGCCUGUCUGUGAAGAUCAGUUGAAAGAAAUUGAACGUUGUAUUAAAGUUUUUCUUCACGAGAAUGGAGAAGAAGGAUCUUUGAGUCUAGCGAGUGUUAUUAUUUCAGCCCUUUGUACCCUCACAAGGCGGAACCUGAUGAUGGAAGGCGCAGCUUCAAGCGCGGGAGAGCAGCUGGUGGAUCUGACCUCUCGGGACGGAGCCUGGUUCCUAGAGGAGCUCUGCAGCAUGAGCGGGAAUGUCACGUGCCUGGUGCAGUUACUGAAGCAGUGCCACCUGGUGCCGCAGGACUUAGACAUCCCGAACCCCCUGGAAGCUUCUGAGGCAGUUCACCUGGCCAAUGGAGUAUACACCUCCCUUCAGGAAUUAAAUUCAAAUUUCCGGCAAAUCAUAUUUCCAGAAGCACUGAGAUGUUUGAUGAAAGGAGAGUACACAUUAGAAAGUAUGCUUCAUGAGCUGGACAGUCUUAUUGAGCAGACCACUGAUGGCGUUCCCCUGCAGACUCUAGUUGAAUCUCUUCAGGCCUACUUAAGAAAUGCAGCUAUGGGACUCGAGGAAGAAACACAUGCUCAUUACAUCGAUGUAGCCAGAAUACUUCAUGCUCAAUAUGGUGAAUUAAUCCAACCAAGAAAUGGUUCAGUUGAUGAAACACCAAAAAUGUCAGCUGGCCAGAUGCUGUUGGUAGCAUUUGAUGGCAUGUUUGCCCAAGUAGAAACUGCUUUUGGUUUACUAAUUGAAAAGUUAAACAAGAUGGAAAUUCCCAUAGCUUGGCGAAAGAUUGACAUUAUAAGGGAAGCUAGGAGCACCCAAGUCAAUUUUUUUGAUGAUGAUAAUCACCGGCAGGUGCUAGAAGAAAUUUUCUUUCUAAAAAGACUACAGACAAUUAAGGAGUUCUUCAGGCUCUGUGGUACCUUUUCUAAAACUUUGUCAGGAUCAAGUUCACUUGAAGAUCAGAAUACUGUAAAUGGGCCUGUACAGAUGGUCAAUGUGAAAACCCUUUUUAGAAACUCUUGUUUCAGUGAAGACCAGAUGGCCAAACCUAUAAAGGCAUUCACGGCUGACUUCGUGAGGCAGCUCUUGAUUGGACUUCCCAACCAAGCCCUAGGACUCACCCUCUGCAGUUUUAUCAGUGCUCUAGGUGUAGACAUUAUUGCUCAAGUAGAGGCGAAGGAUUUUGGUGCUGAAAGCAAAGUUUCUGUUGAUGAUCUUUGUAAGAAAGCAGUGGAGCACAACAUCCAGAUCGGGAAGUUCUCUCAGUUGGUCAUGAACAGGGCAACUGUGUUAGCGAGUUCCUACGACACUGCCUGGAAGAAGCAUGAUUUGGUGCGCAGGCUGGAAACCAGUAUUUCUUCUUGUAAGACAAGCCUGCAGCGUGUUCAGCUGCAUAUUGCCAUGUUUCAAUGGCAGCAUGAAGACCUCCUUAUCAAUAGACCACAAGCCGUGUCAGUCACACCUCCCCCUCGGUCUGCCAUCCUAACCAGCAUGAAAAAGAAACUCCAUACUCUGAGCCAAAUUGAAACUUCAAUUGCAACAGUUCAGGAGAAACUAGCAGCACUUGAAGCAAGUAUUGAACAGCGACUCAAGUGGGCAGGUGGUGCUAACCCUGCACUGGCACCUGUACUGCAGGAUUUUGAAGCAACAAUAGCCGAAAGAAGAAAUCUUGUCCUUAAAGAGAGCCAAAGAGCAAGCCAGGUCACUUUCCUCUGCAGCAAUAUCAUUCAUUUUGAAAGUUUACGAACUAGAACUGCAGAAGCCUUAAACCUGGAUGCUGCGUUAUUUGAACUAAUCAAACGAUGCCAGCAAAUGUGUUCAUUUGCAUCACAGUUUAACAGCUCGGUCUCUGAGUUAGAGCUUCGUUUAUUACAGAGAGUGGACACCAGUCUUGAACAUCCUAUUGGCAGCUCUGAAUGGCUUUUGUCAGCACACAAACAACUGACUCAGGAUAUGUCUACUCAGAGGGCAAUUCAGACAGAGAAAGAGCAACAGAUAGAAACGGUCUGUGAAACAAUUCAGAAUCUGGUUGAUAAUAUAAAAACUGUGCUCACUGGUCAUAACCGGCAACUUGGAGAUGUCAAACACCUCCUAAAAGCAAUGGCCAAGGAUGAAGAAGCUGCCCUGGCAGACGGCGAGGAUGUCCCUUAUGAGAGCAGUGUCAGGCAGUUCCUAGGUGAAUACAAAUCAUGGCAAGACAACAUUCAGACGGUGCUGUUCACAUUAGUCCAAGCUAUGGGUCAGGUUCGAAGUCAAGAACACGUUGAAAUGCUCCAGGAAAUAACUCCCACCUUGAAAGAACUGAAAACACAGAGUCAGAGUAUCUAUAAUAAUUUAGUGGGUUUUGCAUCACCCUUAGUCACCGAUGCAACAAAUGAAUGUUCGAGUCCAACGUCAGCUGCUACUUAUCAGCCAUCCUUUGCUGCAGCAGUCCGGAGCAACACUGGCCAGAAGACUCAGCCUGAUGUGAUGUCACAGAACGCUAGAAAGCUGAUUCAGAAAAAUCUUGCCACAUCAGCCGAUACUCCACCAAGCACCAUUCCAGGAACUGGCAAGAGUGUUGCUUGUAGUCCUAAAAAGGCUGUCAGAGACCCUAAAACUGGGAAGGCUGUGCAAGAGAGAAACUCAUAUGCAGUGAGUGUGUGGAAGAGAGUGAAAGCCAAGCUAGAGGGCCGAGAUGUUGAUCCAAAUAGGAGGAUGUCAGUUGCUGAACAGGUUGACUAUGUCAUUAAGGAAGCAACUAAUCUAGAUAACUUGGCUCAGCUGUAUGAAGGUUGGACAGCCUGGGUAUGAAUGGCAAGACAGUAGAUGAGUCUGGUUAAGCGAGGUCAGACAUCCACCAGAAUCAACUCAGCCUCAGGCAUCCAAAGCCACACCACAGUCGGUGGUGAUGCAACUGGGGGCUUACUCUGAGGAAACCUAGGAAAUCUCGGGGCGCUAGGAAGUGAAUCCUGCAGGACAGCUGCACUCAGGGAUACGCCCAACACCAUGGCCUGCAACCCCAGGGUCAAGGGUGAAAGAAAGAAAGCUCACCGCCUGAACAUGGAGAUUGUCUUUCUGCCACAGAACAGCUGCAAACGUGUCAGGAGGUUAGCUGCAGAAAGAAAUCGGGAUGCCGCGGAGCACAGAGUGAUUUGGAACUCCAUUCCACCUGACCCUGUGUGUACAAUCCAGGAAAAAACAAACCCCGCUCAGAAACAGAGAAGACUGGGGCCGCGAAGAAAUCACAGCCAAGGAAGAUUUGAUGCAUUCAGAUUCUCGUGUAACACUUGUUGCUUGGCAACAGUACUGGUUGGGUUGACCAGUAGGCACAAAAAGGCUAUGCGAUAAGAAUUUCAGAAAUGGACUGGAAAUGGAGAGCUAUGUAACAGAUACACUACAUUGGAAGAACUUACUUCUGAAAUGAAGGGAAAAAAAACCUACCCAUCGUCCUGUCCUCCUCCCCCAACCCUACACCAUCUACCCAUCCUCCUUUUACCUGAUCUAGUAGAUUAGCCAUCUUUCAAAUUUACUUUUAUUUCAAUCCUUACAUUUCAUAUACUUCCGUCUCGAUGCUGUUAACCUAUUUGGAGUGAUAAACGGGAAUUUCUCCAAAACCACUGAUAACAUGGAAAAUUCAAGGAUUGUUUAAAGGUCUGAUGAUCACAUACAAAAUGUAAUCCUGGUUAUUUAAGUCAUUUCUGUGAUUCUAUCAUGUACAGUUUCCAGAAUUGUCACUGUGCAUUCAAAAGUAAUGAAUCUAACAGACAUUUGAUUUAAUGUACACUCCCCUUUGCUUAUAGUGUGCAUUUUUGGGAGGUCAUUCAAAUUUUCCCUCUUCUGCGAUUGCUGUAGUUUCUUUCAUAGAAAGUAGCUAAUCCAAUGUAAUCUUUUACCUUUUUAAAAACCAGGAUAGAGUACCUAUUAGAGUUUUACAUUGUUGAUGACAGAUUAACAAUAAAGUGAUGUUCUGGUGGAGGUAGAGUGAAAUGUUUUUUAAUUCAGUUUUCUCAUUUGAUACUUUUAAUUUACAAAGUGUAAAUUAAAAGUGCUUUGGUUUACCUGGCAUUUUAGGACACGUACAUGAAACAUCAGCAAAUGAGAACCACCGCCAUCAUUUAUUAAGUUCAGUUAUUAAUCUGUGAAGUCCUUUACUUUUUGCACAAUUUUAAUAGUUUGCUGUGAAUUCAUGAUCAAGGUUUCCUUAAAUUUAGUGUUGCAUUUCAGUACUGUAAGCUGAAUUGUUGAUCCACAAUAAAAACCAGACUAGGAUAGGAUUCUUAAAAUCACGUAUCAACACAAAAUAGAACACAAAAUCUUGAUUGAAUGCAUUUUUCCUGCAUUUUAGAGAUGAGGACUGUGAUCAUUUCUGGUCGCCGGUUUUCACAGACAAACUUGAAGGGUAUUAAGGAAAAAUUCCACAUAGCUCUGGCCUUUUCUGUAUUCUGAUUGCCACCUUAAUCUAUAAUCCUUAGGUACCCGUGAGAGAAUGCAUCUCAGGAUCAGUGCUUUUUUUAAUACUUAGGCAAGUAUUGCAAGCAAGGUGGUAUUUUCAAAUACCCGUGUGUCCAAUAGCCAGUUAAGGAACCUAGUGCAUCAAAUUUUAUUUUCUUCAUUCAUUUGGACCUUAUUUUCACAAUCGAAACAACCUAUCUGGAAUAAUGAUGCCAUAUUGUGUUUUGCACGCUGCUUUAUUUCCUCGAGGCUCUGUGGGAGCUGCCGUGUCCAUCACCUGAUUACCUCUGCUCUCUCAAAAGUAAAGUCUUUCCGGCGACAUUCUUUGUUGUCACAAGGAAAAACUUUUAUCACAGUGAUAGAACAAGGUCACACUAGUUUGUCCCGACAGAAAUUGCUUUUUUUUAGGUAAGGAAGGUAAAGGAAAUAGGUGGGUUUUAUUGCCUGAGAAUUUCAGGCUUCAGAGGUACCUGGCACCUUAUCCGAGCAAAAACAAAACAGCUUUAUAUCAGAAACAUGUGCCUCUGAUAAAUUAUCCAUCGCUUUUAUUUUAAAAUGGUCCCUCUGAGAAGAAAUAGCGUGGCAUCAUACAUGUUUGGUUGUGGGGCAGAUGUGACCGAUGACUUCAAAGCUUGCUCUUUACUGCACUCUGCACAAUAAGACCCUGAUCUGCACAGUUUGCCUUCGUCUGGGAAGUCUUUCUGUAAGCAGCCUUGGCUUUUUGAACCGUUGGAAGCAAACUCAGCAGAUGUAAUCCGUGGUGAAAGGCCCUAGUGAUGGAGCAGAGUGAGAAGCCAGCGCAGUACUGGGGGGAUUGUUUUGUAAGAUAAAGCUGAGAGUGCUGUAGUUGUGAAGUCACACGUCUUUGCUGAUACAGAAUACCUGUGGACAACCAGGGAUCUGCUCCUCUCUUUUCCUUUCUCUCCAAGAUUCAGGGGGUAUACAAUAACCUACAACCUCUUCUUCCAUUCAAAGUACCCUUGGGAAUUGAAGUUGAUCGUAAGUGUUUUGUUGUCUUUGAUUUUCUAAAAUUGCCUGAAUUUUAGUUGAUAUCUCUACAGAGCUGUGGAGGCUUAGUGGUUUACGGAGCUGUGUGUAUUUCUCGUUUAGUCUUUCUUCGCUGUGUCUUGCAGGAUCUCAUUCUCUCUGGUCAUGAGUUAACAUAGUUUGCUAGGAUUAUUAAGAUUCUUUUGCGUCUGGCACUUGUGGUGAGUGUUUUUGAGAUAUGUGAGAUUUCUCUGUGUGAACUGAUAAUCAAGCUCUUGAUCUGCUUCCCUAAUUUUUUUUUUUUUUUAAGAGCCCAAACCCCAAGUUCAGGGUGAGGGUUUGUAAUACAAAGAAAAACUUUCGUAACUUCUGCCCUUAACACUUGCCACUAUGAAGCUUAGUGUGUAGUUUUUCUUAAUACUGUCCGUGUUUGGUGUCUUCUGCAUUGUUUUUGUUUUUUAAUUGUGGUUGUUCUGACGUGUGAAAUUUAAGGAAAGAGCCAUUAAAAAAUGCCGAGCAGGGCAAUGCAAGUACAGCCAAAAAUAUUAGAGUUGAUGUGCAAUCUUAGGUCCUUUUAAAUCUGGGGUAUUAUAGGCAGUACUUUAAAUUGAAAAGUCUUCCUGGCCUAUUAUCCUCCACAUAUUUGUAAUUAUUCUGGGGGCUUACUUGUUUUGGCAGUACUAAAAUCAAAGGGGCUGGUUCUUCUUUUACCUAAUUCUUUUCAUAUGAAAGGAAGCACCUACAAUUAGCCUGUUAGACCGAUUCAUAUACAUCAAAAAUCAGCAAAUGCUUUACUGUUAGCGCACAUACCUUUGUUUUACAUAAGGUUAGAUGAAUGUGAAAAACAGUGACCUUCCAUGCUCUAUCAUCGUGGGCUUGUAAAAUGUAAUUUAGAGCUAGGACUUUCCCCCCUUAAAUCAAGGAGGUAGACUAUAGUAAUGUAAGGGUCACUUAAAGAAGGUAGAUUUUGUUUUCAAUGUAUGGCUUGUAUUAGAAAUUUUCCUCCUGUGGGGAAAAGCUAGCUUAGGGUUACAAAUUUUUCCAAACAUUGCAGAAGGGGGAAUCCCCUGUAUUAUGAACCCCUCAGGAUUUGUUGCACUUUUCCUGCUUUUUAGGCCUGAGUAACAACAUCAUCAUCCCUUAUUUACAAAAAGGCAAAUGGACUCCAAUUGAGAAGCUUUACAGGUUAAGGGUUAGUUGUACAACAUGAACCACUUAAGAGUCCCUUGCUUUCUACGGGAAAUUGGGCUUACUAGGGAAAAGCUGUUUGUUGUGCUAAUGUAAAAAUGUCAUACAAUUAGUUUGAUUUUUGAAGAUGGUAAACUUAAGGAAUUGCAUGUUCUCCUGAAAUGCAGGCUUGUAGAAUGUUUUUCUUUCAAAACAGGCUUUUUUUUUUUCUUUUCUUUGCCUGACAGUCCAAGUUUCAGCUCCUGUUUAAAGUUCUUGUGUCAGUUAUUUUCCUGUUUUAAAUUUCUCUUAUAUUUCCACCUGUAAUGUCAGUGGCAACAUCAUACUUGAUUUGUUAAUUUACUUUACCCUUAUAAGAGCAAAUUGAGUUUAAAUGAAUCUUCCUUGUCCUAGUAACAUUGUAUAAAUAAAGUGGCUUCUCUGUACAAAAGGUUGUAAUGCCUCCUGAUGGAUAUAAUUUUGUGAUUGUAUUUAAGAUUAAAAGUUGAAUAAAUCACACCAGCUUCCUGAAAAUGUUCAUAAUGCAUCUUUUGGAAAACAAAAAUACAUGCCUACUUUGUGCAUAUUUGCAUUAACACAGCAAAGAUUGUAUGAAAUACCUGUUUUUCAGAAAAUAAAGUCUUAAAA
Messenger RNA from Neofelis nebulosa (Clouded leopard), 15530 nucleotides. It is a transcript of the gene SMG1, whose product is annotated as SMG1 nonsense mediated mRNA decay associated PI3K related kinase. The record is from RefSeq and is a predicted model, not a curated record. Gene Ontology annotation, cellular component: nucleus. Gene Ontology annotation, biological process: phosphorylation; nuclear-transcribed mRNA catabolic process, nonsense-mediated decay. Gene Ontology annotation, molecular function: protein serine/threonine kinase activity; protein binding. The coding region runs from base 183 to 11087 and encodes 3634 amino acids. The transcript has 64 exons. Lineage: Eukaryota; Metazoa; Chordata; Mammalia; Carnivora; Felidae.